Molecule: messenger RNA, 2242 nt
Organism: Galleria mellonella (greater wax moth)
Lineage: Eukaryota; Metazoa; Arthropoda; Insecta; Lepidoptera; Pyralidae
Gene: mh
Product: DNA-dependent metalloprotease dvc-1
Exons: 3
Coding region: 96-2120 (674 amino acids)
Biological process (GO): DNA repair
Cellular component (GO): nucleus
Molecular function (GO): single-stranded DNA binding; polyubiquitin modification-dependent protein binding; metalloendopeptidase activity
Source: RefSeq, a predicted model, not a curated record
GUGAAUAAAAGAAAUAAAGUUUGAAAAUAAAAAACAAUUUGAAACGCGGCAAAACUAUUUAUUCUUAAACUAAAUAUAAAUGACAUCUAAACACAAUGUCUACUAUGAACUUGGGCGACCCAGAACUGGAAUUGAUCGAUCCUACUCCGAAUGUACAUAUAUUAUUUUUACAAUUCGACAAAUUGUUUUUCAGUACAAAACUAUCUAAUAGAGUUGUGGUCAGGUGGAGCAAGAGGAUGUAUUCUUGUGCUGGUAUAUGCUCAUAUGAAGGAAGAGGGGGGCUCUGUGAUAUAGCACUUAGUGAACCACUGCUCAAGCUGCGUAGUCGUAAAGAUCUCAUCGAGACACUCCUCCAUGAGAUGAUACAUGCAUAUCUCUUCAUCACAUGCCAAGACCGGGAGAGGGAUGGCCACGGUCCCAACUUCCAGGCUCAUAUGUACAGAAUUAAUAGAUCUGCUGGUUUGAAUAUAACUAUCUAUCAUGACUUCCAUGAUGAGGUAAAAUUGUACCUAACACAUUGGUGGAGAUGUAAUGGUCCAUGUCAAACUAGGAAACCAUAUUUUGGUGUUGUUCGUCGUUCAUGCAACAGUGCUCCAGGUCCUAAAGAUUAUUGGUGGUCAACACACCAAAGAACGUGUGGUGGCACAUUUAUUAAAAUCAAGGAACCUGAAAAAAAGAAAAAAGCCUCUUCAAAAACAACUGCACCUAAAAUAAAGGCUGAUAUUACAAAAUAUAUUAAUAAUAACAAUAAAUUAAUUGAUAAAAAUAUUAGAACAAUAAACAAUAUUUCAAAGGAUGACCGAAAACCUCUUACGCCAAUAAUAAAAAACACUAAAACAAUUUCCACUACCUCCGUUAAAAGUAAUAGCAAAAAUACAGUUGUUGUAACCAAAGGUGUUACAUUUAGCCCUCAAAAUAGCCCAAAGAAGACACAUAUUCCAUUUAGUGGUACUGGUCAAACUAUUGCUGGCAGUAGAAAACGGACUAAGUCAGUUGAUGUAGUGGAGACUGUAAGAGAUAUUUGGGCGAAAAAAUUCUUUCCUGGGAACACAAACAGCCCGCCUGAUUCCCCAAAAGGAAAACAAUUGAUUCAUAAUAAUUCAGUAUCUGGUACAAGUAAUUUAGUGAAGCCAAGUAAAAAUAAAUCUAAUUCAAAUAUUGAUUCUCCUCCAGUGAAAGUGAAGAGAAUUGAUAAUUACUUUAAAAAUACAGCAACUUCUGUAUUGAAAGAUGUAUAUGGACAAGACUUCAAAGUAUGUCAAACAGAUCAUAAUAAAAAGAUUGUAGCAGUACCUGUAAAAACCGAUUUGGUAGCGUGUCCUGUAUGUAAAGAAAAAGUAGUUAGUGAUCUAAUAAAUAGGCAUUUAGAUGAAUGUUUAAAUAAGGAAGUAAUAGAGCAGUUAAGUCAAGAUGACCAAAGUGCUGUUGUUCAACCAAUACAAUCUAGUCAAUCUAUUGAGAAAAACUAUCCAGUUAAACCCAUAAAAAUUGAAGACACUAAAAAAUACGAAAAUGUUUAUCCAAAACGUAAUAUUUCCAUUGAUUUAACGAAUAUAGAAAUUGAAAAUACUCAAAUUAAAAAAGAACUUUCUCAAGAUUCAGGUCAAGUCGACUCUGUAUCAUUCGACCCAGUUGAUGUUAAAGUAAAAUCGAUUGUCAAAAAGAUAAUGUUUGAUAAACAAAUUAGGAAAUCUGAUAAUUUUAUAGUCCCUGUGGAGAAGACAAAAGAAGUAGAUACCGCAUUUGUACCAUCAUUCCCGGACGAUGUCGCGACAGAGACAAUAAUUCCAUCUGUGAAGAUUGAACCGGGCACUAGUAGGGAUAUUGUUAGAGAAUCAACUAGGCAAAAAUGUCCUUGUUGUGGAUUGGAAAUUGAGAAAGAAAUAGGAGAGCAUCUUGAAGAUUGUAUUUCAUUUUUCAACAACAACACGACUAUUCCUAUUGAAGGCGCCUCCACUAGUUUCGCUAACAACACUAUUAUAAUUGAUGAUGAUGAAGAUGAUAUAUUUGAUGAUACAAUGACUAUGAAUGCUACCGGGACCAAAACACCUUGCCCGUGCUGUCUUGAGAUGAUUGAAACGGCAGAUAUGAAUGCACAUUUGGAUGAAUGUUUAAGUUAAAAAAUAAUUAAUUUCAAGUUUGAUUUAUCUAUGAAUUUUAGGUUGCCUAAUUAGUUGUUUAUGCCAAGAAUUUAUCAAUCGUUAUUAAUUAUUAAUUAUUCCAAUUAUGUUAUUAUUUCUCU